AUGCACCUAGAGAACAAAGACAUCAGGCUGGCCUCAGCCAUGCUGGAGGUAGAGCUACACCAGACAUCUGCUUUGUCGGGCCCAACUUGCUCAAACCCAGGACAGCCGCUGACAAUCAAACCCACUACCAGAAACCACAAGAUCGGCCAAGCAGACCCCUGGAUCCCCUACCCUGGCCAGGCUGCUGGGAGGAGCCUCCACCUUCCUGAACAUGCAGAAUUUGGCUCAUUCCUCAUGAAGGGGAGGCCUCAUUCGCCUUUGUCUCAGUUCAGCUCCAGCUCAAAAGACCUUUGUUUUAAGGAAGACACUCCUCUGCUCUGGAACUCCUCACAGAAGAAGAGGUCACCGUUCAUGAGUGUUCAUCACCCAGAGUUCAUAGCUACUGAAGAUUCUUGGGAAAAUGGCCUUACUGCCUGGGAGCAAAACUGCAUGCUGGGUAAAGAGGUUGCAGAUUUGUCUGCAUUGGCCUCCUCAGAGAAAGGGGAUCUUGCAGGCAGUGUCCACCUCAGAGUCCAGGUCUCCAGGCUUGGGUGCUGUGUGCGGUGGAUGAAGAUCUCAGGGUUGUUUGUCUUUGUGGUGGUGUGCUCUAUUUUAUUCAGCCUGUAUCCAGAUCAAGGAAAGUUUUGGCAGCUGUUGGCUGUGUCACCACUGGAAAACUACUCUGUGAACCUCAGUGGCCACGUGGACUCCACAAUGCUUCAGCUGGACCUGGCAGGUGCCCUAAUGACUGGUGGACCAAGUGGUUCAGGAAAAGAAGAGCAUGUCGUGGUGAUGGUGACCCAGACUGACCCAACGGGCAGCAGGCGGCGGCGACAGCAGGUCACUCACAAUUGGACUGUCCUUUUAAAUCCAAGGAGCGAGCAUGUGGUGGUGAGCAGAAACUUUGAGAUAGUGAGCAGGGAGACUGUUUCCAUCAGCGUCCACGCUUCCCUCCAACAGACCCACCUUGUUCCUCUCUUGCUGGCCCAUCAGUUCCUUGGGGCAAGUGUUGAAGCACAAGUGACGAUUGCAGUGGCCAUCCUCACGGGGGUUUAUACUCUGAUCAUAUUUGAGAUUGUUCACAGAACCCUGGCCGCCAUGUUGGGAGCUCUUGCAGCAUUAGCAGCAUUGGCUGUGGUUGGAGAUAGACCCAGCCUGACUCAAGUGGUGGAGUGGAUUGAUUUUGAGACUCUGGCCCUGCUGUUUGGCAUGAUGAUCUUAGUAGCCAUAUUUUCAGAAACGGGAUUUUUUGAUUACUGUGCUGUAAAGGCAUACCAGCUUUCUCGAGGAAGAGUGUGGCCCAUGAUCAUCAUGCUUUGUCUCAUUGCUUCCAUCCUUUCGGCCUUCUUAGACAAUGUCACCACGAUGCUCCUUUUCACCCCUGUCACCAUAAGGUUAUGUGAGGUUCUCAAUCUUGAUCCACGACAAGUCCUGAUUGCAGAAGUGAUCUUCACAAACAUUGGAGGAGCUGCCACUGCCAUUGGGGAUCCCCCAAAUGUUAUCAUUGUUUCCAACCAGGAGUUAAGAAAAAUGGGCCUGGACUUCGCUGGUUUCACAGCACACAUGUUUCUUGGAAUUUGCCUUGUUCUCCUGGUUUCCUUUCCACUUCUCAGACUCCUGUACUGGAACAAAAAGCUUUAUAAUAAGGAGCCCAGUGAGAUUGUCGAGCUGAAGCACGAGAUUCAGGUCUGGCGCUUGACUGCACAGCGCAUCAGUCCAGCCAGCCGUGAGGAGACAGCUGUGCGUGGCCUGCUGCUGGAGAAAGUGCUGGCCUUGGAGCAUCUGCUGGCCCAAAGGUUACAUACUUUCCACAGGCAAAUUUCCCAGGAAGAUAAAAAUUGGGAGACCAAUAUCCAAGAGCUACAAAGAAAGCACAGGAUAUCAAACAGAAGUCUGCUUGUCAAGUGCCUGAUGGUGUUAGGAUUUGUCAUCUCCAUGUUCUUUCUCAACUCCUUUGUCCCUGGUGUUCAUCUUGAUCUUGGAUGGAUUGCUAUUCUGGGUGCCAUCUGGCUGCUAAUUUUAGCUGAUAUUCACGACUUUGAGAUCAUUCUACACAGAGUAGAAUGGGCAACUCUCCUCUUCUUUGCGGCUCUCUUUGUGCUGAUGGAGGCAUUGACACAUCUUCACUUAGUAGAGUAUGUUGGAGAACAGACUGCCUUGCUAAUAAAGAUGGUCCCAGAAGAUCAGCGCUUCGCAGCUGCCAUUGUGCUAAUAGUGUGGGUCUCAGCCUUGGCUUCGUCCUUGAUUGACAACAUCCCAUUUACUGCCACAAUGAUCCCUGUACUCCUGAACCUGAGCCAAGACCCUGACAUUAGUUUGCCUGCCCUGCCACUCAUGUAUGCCCUGGCCCUUGGUGCCUGCCUGGGAGGUAACGGGACACUGAUUGGUGCAUCCGCAAAUGUUGUCUGUGCAGGAAUUGCGGAGCAGCACGGGUAUGGAUUCUCUUUCAUGGAAUUUUUCAGGUUGGGAUUCCCUAUGAUGCUCAUGUCCUGCACCAUUGGGAUGUGCUAUCUUCUGAUCACUCAUGUUGUGGUGGGAUGGAAUUAA
Psammomys obesus (fat sand rat) is the source of this 2526-nucleotide messenger RNA. RefSeq names its product OCA2 melanosomal transmembrane protein (gene Oca2). Lineage: Eukaryota; Metazoa; Chordata; Mammalia; Rodentia; Muridae. The record is from RefSeq and is a predicted model, not a curated record. The transcript is spliced from 23 exons. Gene Ontology annotation, biological process: melanocyte differentiation; melanin biosynthetic process; transmembrane transport. Bases 1 to 2526 code for a protein of 841 amino acids. Gene Ontology annotation, cellular component: melanosome membrane.